Eutrema salsugineum is the source of this 525-nucleotide messenger RNA. RefSeq names its product S-protein homolog 3. NCBI's taxonomy places the organism in Eukaryota, Viridiplantae, Streptophyta, Magnoliopsida, Brassicales, Brassicaceae. The coding region runs from base 1 to 525 and encodes 174 amino acids. The record is from RefSeq and is a predicted model, not a curated record. The transcript has a single exon.
AUGGCUCUCUCCAAUGAUCCUCAUUGCAUAUUGAUGUUUAUGAUCUCAUUAUUUACUCUUGUUCUUUUUGCAUCAGCGUUAGAUAUUGUGUCAAUAAAUGAUGUGGCGGAAGCACCAACAUCUGCAGGAUCGGGCGGCCACGACGGCUUUUUACCUCUAGCAGGAAAGCAUGUGGUGAUCCACAACGUUGUAGAGAACGGGGAGACUGUGAACGUACAUUGCAAAUCUAGCGAGGAUGAUUUGGGAUUGAUCCAUAUCCCUUGGAAUCAUACAUGGGGUUUCAGAUUUCAUGUUAACUUUUGGAAAACUACGAGAUUCCGUUGCCAUUUUACGUGGGGAUAUGGAGGUGGAUCUCAUUAUUUUGAUAUAUUUAAAGUAUCAAGAGACGAUACGCCAUCUGGAAGUACUCCAGUCUGUAAAGAAUGUAUUUGGGAGGUGGGAAGUUACUCCACUUCACUCAAGCCUAUGUGUCGUAUAAAUCGCGAUGGGUCACUUCCUUACUGUUUCGACUGGGACGAUAAAUGA